Molecule: messenger RNA, 1716 nt
Organism: Erythranthe guttata (spotted monkey flower)
Lineage: Eukaryota; Viridiplantae; Streptophyta; Magnoliopsida; Lamiales; Phrymaceae
Product: Rab3 GTPase-activating protein non-catalytic subunit
Biological process (GO): regulation of GTPase activity
Molecular function (GO): protein binding
Source: RefSeq, a predicted model, not a curated record
UUCUUUUGGGGAGAGAGAGACUCAAAACAACUGGCCACGUCAUCACCAUGUCUCGCCGCAAUCACACGACGGAGCUCGGAUGCAUCGCCGGCGAAGAUUUAACCCAUGUCGGCGCCGGAAAGGAAGGCUGGCUGGUCGAUAAUCCCAACCUCCUUGUUUCCCUCGACACACACUCGCUCGCUCUUGCCAACCGCUCCUUGAUCCUCAUCCUCAAUUGGUCUCAAUCAAUUAACCCCCGACCCGACCCGGACUCCCGCCGCACCGUCAGGAUCCGACCCGAUCUCUCCCCUAUUGAAUCAGAGUACAUCUCCGCCGUCGAGUGGCUCGUGUUCGACGAUGACGUCAGGGUCCUCGCCGUCGGCACCUCUUGCGGUUACCUUUUGAUUUUCUCUCUCUAUGGCCGCCUCAUUCACCGACAGAUUGUAAACCCUGGAAAGAUUCUUAAGAUAAGGGUGCGUGGGAUUAAACAAGAUCUGACACAGGAUACAUCUUCAGAGGAGGUUUGCGUUGUAAUGCCUGGUGUAGUUGCUCGUUUUGAAGGAUCCGAUAUUAAGAAUAUGCUGCAGAGGUGGUUUCAAGAAACACACUCUCAAUUUUGGGAUCAAGAUUAUAACGAAACUUUUGAAGAUGAUUCUGUAAAUUCUUUUACGACGCUUCCUUAUCAACUAUGGAAUGUUAGCAAGUACGGAUUAUGUGCCGAUGCUGCUAUAACUGGUCUCAUGCCCCCACCUCUAAUGGAAAUCCCGUCAAGUCUACGUUACUAUUGUGCAGUCACUAUCGGAGACGACGCUGUGAUUUCAGCAUUUAGACUUUCGGUGGACAAGAGCAGAUCACUAGUGGGAGCUAUCUUGUCAAAAGUUGUACCCGCCACAUUUUCAACAAUAGCUUCGUUCUCCAAAUUGCUUUGGAGGAGUGAUCAAACGAAUACGAAGAAACCGGAAGCAAAAUCUCAGCCGUUUGCUCGAGCCUCUCCUUUAACUUGUUUGAAGGAUCAUCCAAGGAAAGGAGAGAAACUGACAUUGUCACCUAGUGGUACUUUGGCUGCAAUAACCGAUUCACUUGGCCGUAUUUUGCUCUUGGAUACUCAGGCACUGAUCGUUGUGCGUUUAUGGAAGGGAUAUCGUGAGGCAAGUUGCUUAUUCGUGGAGAUGCUUGCAAGUAAAGAUAAAGAUAAAGCUGCUUAUAAUUUCCAUUCGAAAAGUGAUUAUUGUCUCUGCUUAGCCAUCCAUGCACCUCGAAAAGGAAUAGUUGAGAUCUGGCAGAUGAGAACUGGACCUCGACUUCUGACAAUUCCAUGUCCUAAAGGUAGUAGAAUAUUACAACCAACUUACAGAUUUAGUUCUGCAGCAUCUCAAUCGUCGUCUUCAUCUUAUGUACCGUUGGAAGUUUUCUUUCUGAAUGGAGACUCCGGUCAAAUAUCAGUUCUUAAUCGAUUCCUUCAUUGACCAAAAGCUAACUAGUGUAUGUAUUACGAUUUACGACACUAAAUUAUGUCGAGUUCCUAAUUCAUUUUUUUUUGUUUUUACUCUGUUUUAUAAAACACUACAGUUUGAUUGAUAUGUUUGCAUAGCUGUAAGAAAUGAAUAAAUUAUCUUGACCAAAUUUUAGUUCAGGGAUGAAAUAGGAAAUUGUAAUAGUUGCUUAUUUUUUUUGUUCGAUGUUACAUUUCAUGCAUGAAUGAAUUUAUUGAAUGGUUGGUUCUCAGUUGAAGAUAAA